This is a messenger RNA of Rhinichthys klamathensis goyatoka, 1897 nucleotides long. It is a transcript of the gene ppp1r16b, whose product is annotated as protein phosphatase 1, regulatory subunit 16B. Gene Ontology annotation, biological process: establishment of endothelial barrier; regulation of sprouting angiogenesis. Bases 205 to 1779 code for a protein of 524 amino acids. The record is from RefSeq and is a predicted model, not a curated record. NCBI's taxonomy places the organism in Eukaryota, Metazoa, Chordata, Actinopteri, Cypriniformes, Leuciscidae. Gene Ontology annotation, cellular component: cytoplasm. The transcript is spliced from 11 exons. Gene Ontology annotation, molecular function: phosphatase regulator activity; enzyme inhibitor activity; protein binding.
GCCCCGCCCGGAAGGAGUGACUUCAGUCUGAAGCUCGAGCUCCUUCACUUCACGCGCCACACAUCAGCGCACUUUCCCGCGAUAUAUACAUUUGGAAUAUAACGGCUUUCGGCGCGCGGUUCAGGAUGACGGGUGGAGGUUUGGCAGGGAGAGGCUCCAGUCCCUGCUAGAUCCCUCAUCUUCCUCAUCCUCGUCUUCAUCACCAUGGCCAGUCACCUGGAGCUGCUGACGGAGCUGCAGAAUCUGGAUAAGGUGCCGAGUCUGGAGCGCCUCCGGGCCGCACAGAAGCGCCGCACGCAGCAGCUGAAGCGAUGGGCCGUGUACGAGAAGGACAUGCAGAACAAGAAGCGCCGGAACGACAAGCGGCGCGCACACGGCAGCGCGCAGGAGAGCCGCCGGAGGGUGUCGUUCGCCGCGAGUGUCGCGCUGCUGGAGGCGUCGGCGAGGAACGACCCCGGCGAAGUGCGAUAUUUACUGAAGAACAACGUGAGUCCUGAUCUGUGCAAUGAAGACGGUCUGACGGCCCUACACCAGUGUUGCAUUGAUAACUAUGAGGAUAUGGUGCGGAUCCUUCUGGCUCACGGAGCGACUGUGAACGCUCAGGAUAAUGAGCUCUGGACGCCCCUUCAUGCAGCAGCGACAUGUGGACACACCGGCCUCGUCAAGAUCCUCAUCCAGCAUGGCGCUGAUCUCCUAGCGGUGAACUCUGACGGGAACAUGCCCUAUGACCUCUGUGAGGACGACCCCACGCUCGACAUCAUCGAGACCGCCAUGGCCAAUCGAGGCAUCACACAGGAGAUGAUCAACGAGACGAGAGCAUCGGUGGAGAAGAGGAUGCUGGGAGAUAUUCAGAACCUCCUUCAGGACGGAGCUGACGUCAACCAUCACGACUCCCAGGGGGCCACGCUGCUACACAUCGCGGCUGCCAACGGUUACGCUCAGGUCACAGAGAUGCUGUUAGAAGGAGGAGCGAGAACAGACGUGAGGGAUUCUGACGGAUGGACGCCGAUACACGCCGCCGCGUGCUGGGGACAGGUCCAUGUGGCCGAGCUGCUGGUCUCUCAUGGUGCCAAUCUGAACGCCAAGACGUACAUGGAGGAGACGCCCAUAGAUCUGUGUGAGGAUGAGGAGUUCAGGAAUCAUUUGCUGGAGUUGAAGCACAAGCAUGACAUCAUCAUGAAGUCUCAGCUGAAGCACAAGACGUCUCUGUGUCGUCGAACCAGCAGCGCUGGCAGCCGAGGGAAAGUGGUCCGGAGGGCGAGUCUGUCGGACCGACACAAUCUCUGCCGGAAGGAGUAUCAGACCGAGGCCAUCGUGUGGAGAGGAGGACGAGAGGAGGAGCGCGAGCGAGAGUCGGAUCAGGAGAACAGCCGAACGGCUGAUGACGGCUCGCGCGCGCCGGGGAUCCUGAAGGACGGCGGACGACAGAACGGUUGCGUUCCCGCUCCAGCGCCGCCCGCUUCUAACGGCGACCCCGUGACCCCUGACCCCCACGACCCCACGACCUCCACUGAGGAGUCCAAGCCUAAAGAGCGCGCGCAAACGCUGUCCGAACUCAAAAAGCAGCGCUCAGCCGCUAAGCUCCUCCCACACCCCGUCCUCAACGGUCACAUGGGCAACGGAUCCACCAAUCCCGAGGACCCGCGCAUGCCACAGGUCUCGUCCAAUGGCAGCGCGGUUUACUUCACGCCGGCCAGUGGAGACCCGCCCCUCCUGAGAUUCAAGCAGCCAAUCGAAGACGAGGAUCCGAAGGGUCACGGCUGCUGCUGCGUCUCGUAGAUCCGGCCAAUCGCAUGAUCCCAAGCGUCUGAUUGGCCGAUCGAGGCCUGAUUCAUCCAGACUUUUGCUCUGCAGGUUUUCCGAUUUAGUUCUCAUUCUCAGAGUAAAACAGAGGUGA